This is a messenger RNA of Dreissena polymorpha, 1521 nucleotides long. RefSeq names its product succinate dehydrogenase cytochrome b560 subunit, mitochondrial-like. Gene Ontology annotation, biological process: tricarboxylic acid cycle; mitochondrial electron transport, succinate to ubiquinone. Gene Ontology annotation, molecular function: succinate dehydrogenase activity; electron transfer activity. Bases 44 to 562 code for a protein of 172 amino acids. Lineage: Eukaryota; Metazoa; Mollusca; Bivalvia; Myida; Dreissenidae. The record is from RefSeq and is a predicted model, not a curated record. The transcript is spliced from 6 exons. Gene Ontology annotation, cellular component: membrane.
ACAUUCCUGUACAAUCCGGCAUUUCAAGUGACCGAUUUCCAAAAUGGCGUCGUUGAUGCUGAGAGCUGCGUUUAGACAGCCAAUGGCUGCUGCUGCCGUCAAAAACUCAGUGUUUGUGAAAUCAAGCGGCCCAAUGAGCACUAUUCAGGCCUACAAACAGAUGGAGGAAUACUGGAACAAGAAUCGUGCUCUGAAGCGUCCUCUUUCCCCACAUCUCUCCAUUUACAAGCCACAAGUGACGUCAAUGCUCUCCCUUGGUCACAGAGUGACUGGAAUCGGAAUGGCUGUCAGUGUCACGGGUGCUUCAAUAUUUUUGCUGCUCGCCCCAGGGAACUUUGAGCAUUACCUGACCCUUCUACAGGGCCUUCAGAUGGGCCCUGCCAUUAUCAUUGCUGCCAAAUACAUUCUGGCUUUCCCCAUCAGCUACCACUACGUCAAUGGAAUCAGGCAUCUGGCCUGGGAUUGGGCCUGGGGCUUUGGUCUGCAGUUCCUCUACAAGACAGGAUUCUUCGCUCUUUCUCUUGCCCUUAUUGCUGCGUCAAUAUUGGUGUUCGCUUUUUAAGCAAGACUAAACAAUUGAGACUGUAUAGACCCCCAACCACCUCCCCUAAUGAUUUAUUUGACAUUUUUAAGUCUGUGAUCCCAGCUUUACUCAUUGUAUGUUUAUACUUUGAGUUCUAUUACUAGUAUGUAAGUCGUGGAUAAGAACAAGGCUCACAAGUAUUUUUUCCUGAUACAGUUUCUGGAGUUUAAUUGUUUGCUUUAUUGUAUAUAAAUGUCUUUAGUGAUUAUCUUUUUGUAUUGUGAGAUAUUAUUUAGUAGUAUAGUAAAAAGUGCUUUUAAAGAGAUUGAUAGAUUUACUUCUUUUGGUGCAGGGGCUAUUCUGUAUUAAUGUCACAAUAUUAUUGACGUUAUUAAAGUGCUUACAAUAAAGGCAUGAAAUCUCAAAUUUAUUACAAAUUAUUAUGGCAGUUUACUGUAUGUAUAAUAAAUCAUGUUGCAACAACAUUGAACUAUUAAACAAUGUAUUUAGUUUUAAAACUAAACUUAAACUUAAGACUUUGUUAAUGUGUUAGAGUGCCAUAUGUUUGUAAUUUCAGUUAUAACAUCUAACUUUUGUGAAACAAUUGUUAAUAUGUUACUUCUUUAAAGCCAUGUAUUGGUCUAAAAUAAAAUUCAAAUGUUUUACAAUAUAUGUGUAUAUGCUUAAAUUCUUUUUAAAGGCAAUAUAUGAAGUUUUUAGGGAUGGCAUGGAAUACUUAUAUUGGUAUCCAAAUACUCACAAAUCCAUUCAAUCGAAUAUUGAAAUAUUUGCAUUUAACAGUUGGAAUGUAUUACCUUUUGUUUUCUGCAAUGUGUAAAAGGGAUUUAAAUUGUUUGUAUAAGUCCCUGGUUAUAACCGUUUGCCGAUUACUUAUAAGGUUGUUGCUUUUGUUAUCUUUGCUAUAGAGUUAUCUCAUCGCUGUGAACUGAAUAUUUGACAGAUACUCAAAUCGGACACAAAUAAAAGGAUAAAAACAA